AUAUUGAAACUCUGAUAACAUUGCAUCAGAAUCAGACAAAUUAUCUGAUUUUGGUUCACAUAUAAAAUCAUUAAAUUGUGUUACUAUGUGGUAUCAAAAUAAAUGAAUACCACUCAAAUACCGGUGCCUUUAAUAGUAGGCCUUUCUGUACUGACCACCACUUCACUACUGUUUUAUUUGUAUAGAAAGACUCGACCAAAUUAUGAACAAGUUUGCAAAGUUAAGAAAUUAUUCAUAUAUCCUAUUAAAGCGGUUAAAGGAGUUGAAGUGAAUGAGCUCGAGAUCACUAAAUAUGGUGUCAAAUAUGGCACAUUUAAAGACAGAUCGUGGGCUCUAUUGAAUGAGUCAAACAACUGGAUUGGUAUCAAACACGAGCCCAGACUAGCCCUCACCCGCACCAGUAUUGUGGGCCACGAGCUAUGGGUUGACGCACCAGAUAUGCCGACUCUUAAACUUAGAUAUAUAGACAAACUUAAUAAUAAUCACAAUAUACUAUCGUUCAGAAUGUAUGGCCAACAGAUCAAAGGUCUAGUCUGUAGCGAUGAGUGCAACAAAUGGUUUCAAACAUUUUUAGGCAAACCAGGGGUACGUCUACUACAACAUCACGAGAGCUUUGAGUUCAGAGACACUAAUUCAGACAAACGCCGAAACGAUGACAAAGAGUUCCCAAUUAUAUACCAAAACAAAUCGGGUCUGCAUUUGAUUAACGAGAGUUCAAUCAGUCAUUUGAAUUCCCGGUUCUCUGAGGGCGCGGAUCACGUCUGUCACGAAAACUUCAGACCAAACGUAUUGGUCGACUACCCCCAGGCCUGGGCUGAGGACACGUGGAAAUGGAUGCGAAUCAAUGGCGUCAACUUCAUGAGACUACUGGCGUGCGACCGGUGCCCCUCCACUACUGUCAACCAGAAAACCGCUGUUAAAAAUAUGGAAACACUUGUGGCGUUAAAAAAGUUUCGGCCACCGGAAGGCAUAACGAAGAAAAAGGGUCUGGGUCCCAGUAUGGGUGUCAUAUUCGCUCAUUUAUCCAAUGCGGGCAAAGGAGUUGAAGUGAAUCAGCUCGAGAUCACUAAAUAUGGUGUCAAAUACGGGUCAUUUAGGGACAGAAUUAUGGGCCAAGAAUUAUGGGUUGACGGACCAGAUAUGCCAACACUUAAACUCAGAUACAUUGAUGAAAUCAAUGACAGUCACAACAUCAUCACAAUUGAUAUGAAGUAUACAACUAUGGCUACAUAUAGGGGAAAGAUUAAAGGAAUAGAUUGCGGUCCGGAAGCAAACCAAUGGUUUGAGACAUUUUUAGGCAGACCUGGAGUACGACUACUACAACAUCACCACAGCUUUGACUUCAGAAACAGCAAUACAUAUGAUCGUCGCAAUGAUGACAAAGACUAUCCAAUUAUAUAUCACAACAAAUCAAAUGUUCAUUUGAUUAACGAGAGCUCAAUCAGUGAUUUGAAUUCCCGAUUACCUGAGGGCUCGGAUCAGGUCUUUGACGAGAACUUCAGACCAAACGUUGUCGUCCAAUACACCGAGCCAUGGGUUGAAGACAAGUGGAAAUGGAUGCGAAUUAAUGGCGUAACCUUCUUGAGACUUAUUGCCUGCGAUCGGUGUAGUGUUACCACUGUUAACCAGAAAACCGGGGUGUUGACUCGAACCAGAAUUUUGGGUCAAGAAGUAUGGGUUGACGGACCGGAUAUGCCAACACUUAAACUCAGAUACAUAGAUGAAAUCAAUGACAGCCACAACAUCAUUUCAUUCAAUUUGUACGGACAGAGGAUCAAAGGAAUAGAUUGCGGUCCAGAAGUAAACCAAUGGUUUGAGACAUUCUUAAGCAGACCUGGAGUACGACUACUACAACAUCACCACAGCUUUGACUUCAGAGACUCGGAUACAUUCAAACGUCGCAACGAUGACAAAGACUAUCCAAUUAUAUACCAAAAUAAAUCGGGUUUACAUCUGAUUAACGAGAGCUCAAUCAGUGAUUUGAAUUCCCGAUUCCCUGAGGGCGAGGAUCAUGCCAUCGAUGAAAACUUCAGACCUAAUCUUGUGGUCGAAUACCGCGAGCCGUGGGCUGAAGACAAGUGGAAAUGGAUGCGAAUCAAUGGCGUAACUUUCUUAAGGCUUAUAGCCUGUGACCGGUGCCUCAAUACCGGUGUUAACCAGAAAACUGGAGUGGAAGUGAAUCAGCUCGAGAUUACUAAAUAUGGUGUCAAAUACGGAAUAUUUAAGGACAGGUUGCGAAUUAUGGGCAAACAAUUAUGGGUUGACGGACCAGAUAUGCCAACACUUAAACUCACAUACAUUGAGGAACUCAAUGACAAUCACAAAAUCAUUUCAUUCAAUUUGGACGGACAGGUGAUCAAAGGAAUAGAUUGCGGUCCGGAAGCAAACCAAUGGUUUGAGACAUUUAUAGGUAGACCUGGAGUACGAUUACUACAACAUCACCACAGUUUUGACUUCAGAGACUCAGAUUCAGGCAAACGUCGCAAUGAUGACAAAGACUUUCCAAUUAUAUAUCAAAACAGAUCCGGUUUACAUUUGGUUAACGAGAGUUCAGUCAAUGAUUUGAAUUCCCAAUUCCCAGAGGGCGAGGAUCAGGUCUUGUCCGACAAUUUCAGACCAACUGUUUUGGUCGAAUAUCCUGAGCCGUGGGCUGAAGACAAUUGGAAAUGGAUGCGAAUCAAUGGCGUCAACUUCUUAAUGCUCAUAUCCUGUGACCGCUGCCCCACUACAUGUGUUGAUCCAGAAACUGGUGCUAAAGUGGAAACUUUAAAAACUUUAAAAAAGUGA
Molecule: messenger RNA, 2787 nt
Organism: Oppiella nova
Lineage: Eukaryota; Metazoa; Arthropoda; Arachnida; Sarcoptiformes; Oppiidae
Source: the annotation of a GenBank genome assembly